AUGGAAGCAGAAGAACGAUGCAUGCUUGAGGCGAUCCAAUCUCUCGAGACCAACAAGCGAGCUGUACAGCAAGAGCUUGACAGAGCCAUGCAGAAAGUAAAAGAGCUAGAAGAGGAUCGGUGGGAUUUAGACGACAGGUUGUCAGAAGCAACGUCAAGGGUGAAACAAGCUUCGUUGGAUAUGAGGACAGCAGAAGAUAAAGCAGAAGAGAUGCAAAAGAGAAUACAAUUAUUAGAGCGAGAGCUAUUAAGAGAACGCGCCUCGAACGACAGAUUGAACCAAAUGCUACAAACCAAGACAGAUGAAAGUCAUGAAAAAGCUGAGAUCAUCACGCAAUUGGAAUGUAAAAAUACGCAAGUGAUGGAUGAGAUGCUAGCAUUGAAUGAUGAAUUCAAGUCUACGAAGUUGGAACUGAAGGAAGUUCAAUCAAAACUGAUUGUCAAAGAUGAAAGAAUCAAGAAACAUCAGACAUGCACCCUGAGACUGAAGGACGAGCUGGAGAAGGAGAAAGACCGGAGGCAGGAAGCAGAGCAAAGGCAUGUGGAGAUAGCUCAGCUGAUCGACUAUGAAGGCAAAGCAUCGAAGCUGAAGGAUCAGUUGGAGGAGAGCGCAAGAAGGGAGAAGAGUUUGAUACAAAGCUUGCAAGAGACCACCAGCCGUUUCACGCAGAUGAUCGGAGAGAACUCUGUGCUCAAGUACAACAACCAGUCGUUGGACGAGACCGUAAGAGCGAAAGAAGAGCAGGCGAAGCAGCUGCAGUCUGAAGUCUCCCACAUGGAGGGUGUCCUCAGACAAGCCUUCAGCAUCUUCACAACUCACGCAUGCUCGGACAGUGACAGGUCGCCUCUUAACAUCGAAGAUCUGGUGGAAGAGUCCUCUUUCCUGGAGUCUGAAGCGGGCAUGCGGAAAUUCUUGCCAGGUUUCGCCUGUCGUGAGAUGCACAAACUGACUUGCUGGGGCUGA
This is a messenger RNA of Guillardia theta CCMP2712, 963 nucleotides long. RefSeq lists its product as hypothetical. The record is from RefSeq and is a predicted model, not a curated record. Bases 1 to 963 code for a protein of 320 amino acids. The transcript is spliced from 5 exons. NCBI's taxonomy places the organism in Eukaryota, Cryptophyceae, Pyrenomonadales, Geminigeraceae.